AUGGGAGAACGUGUGGUGAAGCGCGUGGAGCGCAAUCGAGAUGGCGUGCCGUGCUGGGACGGAGAUGCUUCGACAUACCAGGAGUACUCUGAACUGGCACUGAUGUGGGAACAGAGUGUUCCAUAUCACAAGCGGUACCUGUGCAGGCCCCGCUUGAUACAAGAGCUCAGUGGGACAGCCCGUAGGUUCGUGCUGGCGAAGGAGCCCGACUGGGUCUCCUACUCAGGAGGGGUGCAAGUUCUCUUGGCGCAUUUGCGUCAACACCUGGGGUUGCCGCAGUUGUCAGAGAUGUCUGACUACAUGGGCCGCUACUUCAGGUAUAGCAAGAGGAAGAGACAUGAAAGCAUGAGUGAUUACAUCACUCGGAAGUCAGAGUUGUACUCCAGGACAUGUCAGAGCUUAGCAAGGGUACAGCAACGGUACUCGCCAGCAGCAAGAACGAGCAGGUCUGAGACGCUGACGAGACUGUCGGCAACCAGUGCCUCCAGCAUGGCACCAGAUCGCGAGGGUGAAGAAGAGUAUGAGGAUGCCGUUGAGGACGGCCAAGUGCCUGGUGGAGCCCAAGAUGCCCGGCGUUCCGAGGAUCCUUGGGCCAACUAUGCACAAGACUCAGAAUGGCAAUGGCAAGAUUGGCGUGGAGGAACAUGGUCACCUCAGCCCUCAAGGGGAACUAUGUCCAGGGUGGCGCAAAAGCUCCGAAACCAGUGGACAGACGAGGAUCUUCGACGACGAGAUCAAGGGCAGUCAGCUCUGGCGGCCAUGGAUGAGCACGAGGUCGAUGAGGACCCCGACUACACCUCCAUGGACUAUGCGCAAUUGGCUGCGCAGGGAAUGAAUGAGGAGGGCUUGAUGGCCUUGGAAGAUGCUGAACACCAAGCACAAGAAGCAAUGGCCUUGGUAGAGAAAGGCCGCAGGACCUUGAAAGAGGCGAGGUUCAAGCAGCACCAAGUCAAGAUGAGUCGACAGUACUACAAGACCAACAACAAGCCCGGCUACACCAGUGGUAGCUUUCGCCGAAGCUCAGAGGAGAAGAUCACAUGCCUUCGCUGUGGUGGUGAUCAUCGAGUAGCACAAUGCCCAAUGAAGGAGAAAUCCCAAGCACAAGCAGCUGAGCAUCAAGAGUCAGCGCCCUUUGUGUGCUUUGCAGACACUCAGGAACAAGCUUGUGUUGCCGACAACCUUGUCAGCACCAAGGAUGCUGUGCGACAAGGGAAGGCAGUGCUCGAUGGAGGUGCCACGAAGACAUUGGCAUCCGUCACCGCCAUGGAGGCCAUCAUGGGCAUCAACUCCAGCAAGCGUGGCAGCCCAGGAGUGAGUGCCGUAGAUUUGCAAGAUAGGCUUGGAGCAGUGAUCGAUUUUGAAUCAGAUCUGGUUUGCUUCCGCCACCUGAGCGACAAGCAUGUCAUCAAGUUGGAGCGUUCCAACACUGGACACCAAUUGUUACCUCUGACAGAGGACUGGUUUCAGCAAGCCACCGAGGUACAUCAGGGCGUGCCCAGUUUGAAGGUGAGCAAGGCCGAGAUGGUGACCGAAUUGGCACGCCUUGGCGAGAUCCCUCCGAAGCAGUGGUCGGUUGCAGAGCUGGCGACCCGUCUGGACGAGCUGCGUGCGGAACGCGGCCUGCCUCCAUUUGGUCAGGCAAAGUCCAAGACUCCCCUGCGCAAGGAGGUGAUCCGCCUGAACGAGGCGGCCAAGAAGAAGGGCAUCUUGCAGGAAUAUGUGCAGAACCAUCUCCAGAUGGCCAUCACAGGGAACGAGACAAUCUUGCAGCUCCAGAAGGCUGCCCUCACCAAGAUCUACCAGAUCACCGAGGCCUCAGCCGAGGAUCCAGUGGGAUUCGGAUGCCACUCAAGCCUCUCAUAUCAGGAGGUGAUGACCCAGCAGCCCAAUUAUGCGGAGUGGUGCGUGGUGACGGCACGGGAGGGCCCAACGGACCCCCGCUUGGCACGACUGGCCGAGUGGAUCCAGCACCAGCAGGAGCCAGAGAUUGCCAAGCAGAACAACAACCACCCACCAGCGGCCACCAGUGCAGAGAUGGAGGCCAAGGGUUACACCUUCACCGGCCAGAAGUUGAAGAAGACGGGCGCAACAUCCACGACAUCUUCCGCCUCCGAGAGCAUCACCAGCUCUCAGAUGGCCCAGACACAGGCCAUGAUCCAACAGCUGGCCAAUGUGGUGAUCGAUUUGAAGGACGAGCUCCAGCAGGUGAAGCAAGAGCUUCCGCGCAAGGAGACCAAGAAGGAGAAGGACUCCGAGAUGGGCAGCAAUUCGACUUUCUCUCUUGCAUUGACACAUGAUGGUUCACUCAUGUUGCUAGAGGUCGCAUGUAGCCCUGACAGCGUUCUUUCGGCCACCAUGCAAGACAUGACCAAGACCCUGCGUCUGGAUCCAGACGGGGCUUUCAGAAGCCAUGAGAUUUCCACCUUUUGUGAUCAGCACCAACUGUUUCUGGAUAUGAUUCCAGGCGAAGUGCACUGGAAGCUAGGAAUCUGCCAGCAGGCGAUCCAAGGUGUCAAGGAGGUUCUCAAUAAACUGGCUGAUGAACAGGAAGAAUCCAGUUUUCCUGAUCUACUUGCUGAGACUUGCCGAGCAUUCAACGCGAGAGAAACCAUCAGAGGUUACAGCCCUUUUCAACAUGUGUUGGGUCAAGCACCGGACGAGACCGGCCGGUUUUUCCAAUCUCUGAGACAAGCUCCUCCCGAGCCUAGCCUGGGUGUUUCAACAGUGGAAAUGCAGCGUCAAAGGCAAGUUCGCCUCAGUGCUGAGAAAGCUUUCUUGGAGUGGCAGAGCCGUCAGAGGCUUCAGAGAGCCAACAACUCACAGCACAAGCGUGUGAGGAACUUUGAAGUCGGCGACCUAGUGUACAUCUGGCGAAAACAGCUGCCCCACAAAGGAGCAGGACAAAAGCCUGGCAAGGGACAGUUCAUAGGUCCAGCUCGGAUCUUGGCAACAGAACAGUCCCGAGAUCCUGAGGGCAAUCUCAGGAGGCAUAGCUCAGUAUGGCUGGUGAGAGGUCGUAGGCUGAUCAAGUGCAGUGUGGAACAACUGAGAGCGGCAUCAUCACGAGAGACUCUGAUGGAAGAGCUGUAUCAACCAGAAGAUGUUCCCUGGGAUUUUCCCAGAGUAGCCUCUGAGCUUGGUGGCAACGACCAUAAUGACAUGACAGAGCAGAGCAUAGAUGAUCAGGAGUGGCAGAGGGCGCAAGAUCCUCAAGAAGAGCAACAACCAAGAUUUCGACACUGGCACAAGCAGCCUGAGCGAGGCGCUCCCAGCUCGUCACAGCGUGACAGAGAGGUGCAUCGCGAAAGAAGUCCUCUUCGAGCUCCCAGAACACAAGAGAGGGAUCUGGAGGGUGAUCUGGAUGCACACAUGGAAGCUGAGUCUCAGCCUGCUGUGGAAAGGAGAACAAGAUCCAGAACUCCACGACCAGGCCCUGGUUCAGAGCCCCCAAUAGGUUUUGCGGAGAUGGAAGGCUGGUGUCGAUUGGUGGACGAGGCGUACUUCACUGCUCCCACAAGUCGGGCGCUCAAGAACAUGGUGGGCUACUUCACCGCAGCCAUGAAGAAGAGGGCUGUGGAGGUGAAUGAACGCAAACUCACAGCUGCAGACAAGGCGAAGUUUGCAGCAGCAAAGGACAUUGAGGUGAACAACUUCAUCCAAGCAAGGGCAUUUGAAUCACUUCCAGAACACCUGAGACUGGACAAGUCGCGUGCUAUCAGGAUGCGGUGGAUCUUGACCUGGAAGAAGACAGACAGUGGCGAAGCCAAAGCAAAGGCUAGGGCUGUACUUUUGGGCUACCAGGAUCCUCUGUACGAGCAUCGGGCCACCACAUCACCCACUACCACUAGACAGACUAGGCAGGUUCAGUUACAAAUCUCAGCCAGCAUGCGCUUUCGGACGUGGAAAGGCGACGUGACGGGCGCUUUCUUGCAGUCACGCCCUUAUCCAUCUGAGACUUGUUAUUCUUUGCCAGGUUUCAGUUUGUGGAACUCCUAG
Molecule: messenger RNA, 3996 nt
Organism: Cladocopium goreaui
Lineage: Eukaryota; Dinophyceae; Suessiales; Symbiodiniaceae
Source: the annotation of a GenBank genome assembly